AUGGCUGACGAUCCAAGCGCCUCUUCGUCUAAAGGAGAAGACAACGACAAUGUCGAUGAGAAGGAAGGUGUUGGACAUAUUCUUGAGUAUGAGUGCCCAACCUACAAGCUUCAUUUGAUCAAUGGACUCGCAGGAAUUCGCGAUGACUUUUUGCUUUGUGAUGUAGCCCUGAUUGCUGAGGGAACACGAAUCAAUGCUCACCGACUGAUACUCGCUGCAUGUUCAAAUUAUUUUGGAGACAUGUUCAACAACGAAUUGCCUGAGAGCGGCUUGCGU
Molecule: messenger RNA, 276 nt
Organism: Ostertagia ostertagi
Lineage: Eukaryota; Metazoa; Nematoda; Chromadorea; Rhabditida; Trichostrongylidae
Source: the annotation of a GenBank genome assembly